This is a messenger RNA of Gordionus sp. m RMFG-2023, 1302 nucleotides long. RefSeq names its product zinc finger MYM-type protein 1-like. The coding region runs from base 1 to 1302 and encodes 433 amino acids. The record is from RefSeq and is a predicted model, not a curated record. The transcript is spliced from 5 exons. Lineage: Eukaryota; Metazoa; Nematomorpha; Gordioida; Chordodea; Parachordodidae.
AUGAAAAAUAUGGUUAUAAAAAAAAUUCAAAAGGAGAUUGAAUUCAACAGGUGCUAUUCAAUUAUAGUUGAUGGCACAUAUGAUGUAUCGAAAUCAGAAGCAAUAGCUUUGAUAGUGAGAUAUGUUGAAAAUAGCGAGACACCUAAGCCCGUUGAAAGGCUGAUAGACAUUUAUUGUACGGGAAAUACAACGGGCCUCGAUAUUAAAAAGAAUAUAAUAUCCAAGCCUGGCUCCAUGAUUUUACCUCUUGAAUUCCUAGAUGGGCAAAGCUAUGAUGGCUACUCAAACAUGAGUGGAAGAAUCAAUGGAGUGCAGGCUUUGAUUAGAGCGGAGGCGCCAAAGGCAGCUUUUAUUUGGUGCUAUUGUCAUCGAUUAAAUUUAAUAGUUGUUCAAUUUUGCCAAUCAGUAAAAGAGCUGCGAAAUGUCUUGGGAAUAUUAGACGAAAUUUACGUAUAUUUUAAUGGUGUUAAAAGAUAUGAAGUGCUCAAAACAUGUCAGAGUGAUUUACUGACAAAAUCACAUAGAUUUUUACGCAUCAAGAAUACCACUCGAAGCUGGCUAACAUCAUAUAAGGCGAUUGUAAAUUUUUUCCUACUUUAUGAUGCUUUGAGGGCAGCUUUGGCAAAUUUAAAGGAUUCUGAAGAUCCUGCCACUUCCACUAUGGCUAGUGCUAUAGUCUAUAGAAUAGAAAAAUUUGAUUUUAUUUUAUCACUAUGUGUUUUGGAUAAAAUAUUGUUGAUAACUAGCUUGGCUUGUACAAAAUUGCAAACCAUUUCGAAGGAUAUAGGGUUUGCAAUAAAUCAAAUUCAAUUGGCAAAAGAUUGCCUGAUUAAUAUGAGAAAUAAUAACACUGAAUUUUUGGAUGUCUUUUCAAAGGCCCAAGAUUUUAUGAAGAAGAGAAAUUUACCUUUUGAUUUUGAAAGUUCAAGACUUCAAACAUUACAAUCCAAAAAGGAGAGCUUUAAAAUCAGUGUGUUUUAUGCUGCACUUGAUUUAAUUAUUAUGCAGUUUAGUGAAAGAUUUAACGAUGAAUCGAUAAAAUUUUUGAGUCAAACAUCAUUUUUUACCCCAAAGGGAAUGGCGGAAAAGGCAAUUGUUAAAGAUGAUAUCAAGGAUAUCUGUGAAUUUUAUCAAUUAAAUACAAGUCAAGUUUUUGAGGAAAUGUUGAUGUUUAGAAAUAUUUAUAAAAUGGCUAAAACGGGGGACGUAAUUAUUACUCGUGACCUAGAGGUUAAAGAAGAUUUGUCAGAUUCUGAGAAUUCUUCUUUUGAUGAUGAUAAUAAUUUUGAGAUGAAUGAUUAA